AAUUAUAAAAUGUCAAGACUGUCAAGUGGGCAGUGGCUAUCGUUGAUCUUUCUUCCUAAUUAUCAAUACAUACUAUAAUUAUAUCAAUUAUCAAUACUAUAUCAUAAAUAUAAUGAGCAAUGAAAGAAAAUCACGGCUUCGAGAUAUACUUCAAGUUCUCAGUACAGAACAAGAAAAUGACAACAAUGAGGAACGGAUGAAUCGGACUACAGCAGCAGUGCAAGAAGUACAGGAAUUACUUGCUCAAGGCGGGGUAGAAGAAAGAGUUCGGCAUCCGGGUGAGAGUUAUUUGGAUUCAAGAGUUCUUCGUGUAGCAAGUGAUUUGGCGAUUAGCUGUUCAUUAGCAGUCGAUGUUACCGAGAAUAGAUAUGACAAACAUGAGCUGGCACGUCAUAUUCGGGAUAAUCCACAAUUCUGGACGUUCGCCUUCCCCCGUGAGGUUCCUGUUAUUUCAUCUCUACAUGGAGCUUUUGACCCUACACCGCCCGAGCAGAGACCUAGAACUAGGAAACGAGUGGAGCGGCAGCAGGCUGCUCAAUUGAAAGCUCCCGAGAAUGUGGAGAGCUUGGAGAAAACUGAUGAAGGAUCUGAGAUGGUGACCAGGGUUAACCGGUUUAUAAUUAAGGCGUAUCGAAAUGGACCGAUCAGCUACUAUCGUCUUGUACUGGAUCCAACGAGCUUCAGUCGAACUGUUGAAAAUAUCUACUAUGUGUCAUUUUUAGUACGGGAUGGACUUAUCUCUGUAUUUGAAGAUGACGAGUCAGGUCUACCCUUUGUGAAGCCAGUGCCUGCGUUGGCGACAGGAAAUACAGCUGGUGACAAAAACCAGGUCAUUUUUUCUAUCGACAUGCAACGAUGGAGGGACCUGAUAGAGGCUUUUGGUAUAGAAGAACCAAUGAUGGUUAUAAAAAGGAUCGGGGUUACUGCUAAGUGAUAAGGAAAUAAAGAUUUUUGAUACAAUAA
Messenger RNA from Pieris rapae (cabbage white), 963 nucleotides. RefSeq names its product EP300-interacting inhibitor of differentiation 3 (gene Nse4). Gene Ontology annotation, biological process: DNA repair. The transcript is spliced from 7 exons. NCBI's taxonomy places the organism in Eukaryota, Metazoa, Arthropoda, Insecta, Lepidoptera, Pieridae. The coding region runs from base 113 to 934 and encodes 273 amino acids. Gene Ontology annotation, cellular component: Smc5-Smc6 complex; nucleus. The record is from RefSeq and is a predicted model, not a curated record.